AUGCCUUCAGAACCAAGGUUGAAUCCCCCUCCACAAAGAGGUUCACAACAAGAUGCAUCAUCAUCACCACGGCCCGGAGUUUCUCAGGAUUCCGACCUACAGGAUCAGUUAGCUAAUUUGCAACCCGGUUCUUCUACCACCACCACAAGUACAAUUAUCACUAUAAAAAUGACUACAAUUACUCAUACAGAUGCUAAUAACAAUUCAACUACUACUACGACUGUCACCACUGAUAUUUCUCCAGUGACAAGCAAUACAGUUUCCUCAGAUCCUGCUACAGUAACAGUAGAAACCAGGGAAAUGCCACCACAAAUAACUCGUUUCCCAACACAAAUAACUCCAAUUAUUGCAAAUAAUAACAACACGAAUGUUAACAAUACUACAACGGUUAAUCCAUCCGAAUCUAAUAAUUCAGUUUCACAAAUUCAUCAGGCGUCAAAUGCGACGCAGUUUACGGAACCAACAAAUUCUAGUCAAUUACAACAACACUUGGCUGCUACCUCUUAUGCUCCUCAAAUAGCAUCAAUAAUUAAUAACGUCGCAUCAAAUUUGGCUGUAAAUGCUGGCAUCAACUCGAAUGUUUUAGGCUCUCAAUAUAAUAAUGUGUCAACAACAGAUUCCCCACCUUACAUCGUUAAUCCUUCAAUGAUUACGUCUAAUAAUACUAUUAAUUCUGUUCAUUCACCAAUUACAUCAAAUCAUACUUCAAGUUUUCAUAAGGGUUCUGCCAUAAAUACUUUUAAUUCUUCACCGUUGCCACCGUCUCAUAUUGGUACGUCUCACAACAGUAAUCCUAGCAUCCAAUCAGGAGUUUCGUCUCAUCAUUCUAGCCAAUCUGGAAUUUCACCACAUCAUGAUAAUCAACCUUUAAUUUCUUCUCGUCACGACAGUCAACCUUUAAUUUCUCAUAGUAAUUGUCAAUCCGGAAUUUCGACUCAUUAUACUAGUCAAUCUGGAAUUUCACCUCACCACAAUAAUCAAUCCGGAAUUUCAUCACAUCACAACAAUCAAUCCGGAAUACCUACUCAUGUUUCUAACCAGUCAGUUAUUUCUCCUCUUCAAGACAGUCAAUCGGAAAUGUCUGCUCAUCGUACUUGUCAAGCUGAGAUGUCUUCUAACCAAGUAGAGCAAAAUAUGAACAAUAAUAAUUCUAUGAUUAGACAACAUCAUGGUGUUAAUUCUAUCAAUAUGCUGUUAGACACGACACUAACUAGCGCGAUUGUAAGGUCCCCAAGUACAGCGACCAUAAAUUCUAAUGGAUCUAUCCCUAGUCCAAUAGAUUCUGCUAAUGUACCACCAAUUAAUUCACCAAUUUCUUUUGGUGAAUCUACACUUUCUAUGGACAAUCCUAUUGGCGGUUUAGUUAAUCAAAUGAAUAAUCCAUUAAGUAUACCACAAAACUCAAUACAAAGGCCCAAAUAUCAUAGUCUUCCGGAUCUAGAUACACUCGAUACUGUCUAUGAUGUUUGGAAUGAAUGGAAUGUUGGUUUAGACGGAAAUCCUUCAAUCAUUACAUUAUUAGAGGUUUAUGGGAACAAAUGGGCUGGUGAAAAUAAAGAUACAUUGAUCGCUCGUAAAAAAAUUAUAAAGGAGAUACAAACAAAGACAAAUAAUAUAGGAGUUGACAAAGCAAUAAGUGAAAUGGAACGAUUAAGAAACGGUAAUGGUUUAACUUGGCUAUCAAAAAAAUUUGGCGGAAAAAAGAAGGCAACACCUGCGCAUCGUGGAUAA
Messenger RNA from Cetraspora pellucida, 1731 nucleotides. NCBI's taxonomy places the organism in Eukaryota, Fungi, Glomeromycota, Glomeromycetes, Diversisporales, Gigasporaceae. The record is from the annotation of a GenBank genome assembly.